This is a messenger RNA of Tachyglossus aculeatus (Australian echidna), 559 nucleotides long. It is a transcript of the gene MPC1L, whose product is annotated as mitochondrial pyruvate carrier 1 like. The record is from RefSeq and is a predicted model, not a curated record. The transcript has a single exon. Lineage: Eukaryota; Metazoa; Chordata; Mammalia; Monotremata; Tachyglossidae. Gene Ontology annotation, biological process: pyruvate import into mitochondria. Bases 79 to 417 code for a protein of 112 amino acids. Gene Ontology annotation, cellular component: mitochondrial inner membrane.
GCGCGCCCAACCGUCGCGCGCCUGCGCUCUCGCGCCUCAGCCUUGCCUCGUGCUCUUGGCUGAGGCGUCGUCGCCACCAUGGCCCCGGCCCUGCCCCAAAAACUGCUGCGCUACGUCCUGAGCGACGAUUUUCGGAGCUACCUGAUGAGCACCCACUUCUGGGGGCCCGUCUUCAACUGGGGGCUCCCCAUCGCCGCCUUCAACGACAUGAAGAAGUCGCCCGAAAUCAUCAGCGGCCGCAUGACCACGGCGCUCUUCUUCUACUCCCUGGCCUUCAUGAGGUUCGCCUACAUGGUCCAGCCUCGCAACUGGCUACUGUUUGGCUGCCACUCUGCCAACGUGGUCGCCCAGGCCAUCCAGGGAGGGCGGCUUCUCGACUACAGGAGGCAGCAGGCCCGCUCCGCCGGCGGGACCUAAAGGACCAGGCCGCAGAAUGCCAAACUGGCUUGCCACCUGAUGGGCCCUGGCACAUUUUGGGGUACACCGGCCAAGAACACCCCAACCGCCCUGCGAUCCUUGAACAGUUCCUUUUUCAUUAAAAAACAAAAUCCUCUUUCAA